CAGGAUGGCGCUAUCAGCUGUGGAGAAGACUUCACCUAUGGAAGCAGCUGUAACUUUAGCUGCUCUGAGGGUUAUCUCCUCAAGGGGGCGAUCACAGUGACCUGCACAUCAGCUGCUGAGUGGAGUGAGGAGAUACCACACUGUGAAGUGGUCUUAUGCAGUGAGCUGUAUGAACCUGGGAAGGGUUCCAUGGCCUGCUCCCAUCCCCUGGGCUCCUUCAGCUACCUGUCCACCUGUACCUUUACCUGUGAGGAGGGCUAUGAGAGGCUGGCCUCCAGCUCUGCUACCCUGCAGUGUGGAGCCUCGGGACAGUGGAACGACUCACAGCCGCAGUGUAUUGCUGUAAGCUGCCCUACCCUCCAGCAGCCACAGGAUGGCGCUAUCAGCUGUGGAGAAGACUUCACCUAUGGAAGCAGCUGUAACUUUAACUGCUCUGAGGGUUAUCUCCUCAAGGGGGCGAUCACAGUGACCUGCACAUCAGCUGCUGAGUGGAGUGAGGAGAUACCACACUGUGAAGCCACACCUGAGCCUCCAUUGAACCCCACUAUCCUAGGCCUGGCAGCAGGGGGCGCUGUGUCAUUAUCUGGCCUGUCUCUGGCUGCAUGGCUCCUCAAACGAAUCAGACAGAAAGCUAACAAGUUUGAUCUGAACAGCACCUCAGACAUUGAGGAACCUUUACAGACCUACAGGAACAGCAUUGACAGCCUGAUAUAGAGACCAGCAGGAACUACAGCAGGAACAACAGCAGGAACAACAGCAGGAACAACAGCAGGAACAACAGCAGGAACAACAGCAGGAACAACAGCCGGAACAACAGUCGGAACAACAGUCGGAACAGGCUGGCUCUGUUUUCAAAGAAAAUCUGCUGGUCACACCUGGAUCACAGUUCCUUCAGUAUUGUAAUGUAGUAGGUUAGAUAGCCUUGAAUCGUCUGACUGGGAGAGAGGUGCUACGUUGAAUAUACAGAAUCAUCUGUUCUCAUGAUGGUCCUACAGAAAAUGUAUUUUUUCUCCCUAAGGGAGUUUUGUAUUGAACAAAUUGUUCACCACUGGCUGGUAUAUGACCACAAGUCGACACAUUUCCUAUGAUACUGAUUUUGACAGCUAUUUUAUACAAACUACAGAAAGUUGUAUAUAAUAUUGCACCGUAUAAUUAAUAUAAUUUUAUGAUUUUACAGAACUGUGAAAUCAAUGCCUUUCAGUAUUUAAGUUAUAUUUAUUUUGAAACCACAGUCUCUGUGUUACAGAAUUAAAUUUGAUGUUGAAAAAGUGUCUUUUUAAAUAU
Oncorhynchus tshawytscha (Chinook salmon) is the source of this 1284-nucleotide messenger RNA. Its product is annotated as E-selectin. The transcript has 5 exons. Gene Ontology annotation, biological process: leukocyte tethering or rolling; heterophilic cell-cell adhesion; response to cytokine. The record is from RefSeq and is a predicted model, not a curated record. Gene Ontology annotation, cellular component: external side of plasma membrane. Gene Ontology annotation, molecular function: sialic acid binding; oligosaccharide binding. The coding region runs from base 190 to 714 and encodes 174 amino acids. Lineage: Eukaryota; Metazoa; Chordata; Actinopteri; Salmoniformes; Salmonidae.